Messenger RNA from Brassica oleracea var. oleracea, 1519 nucleotides. RefSeq lists its product as uncharacterized. Lineage: Eukaryota; Viridiplantae; Streptophyta; Magnoliopsida; Brassicales; Brassicaceae. Gene Ontology annotation, biological process: regulation of transcription by RNA polymerase II. Gene Ontology annotation, molecular function: RNA polymerase II cis-regulatory region sequence-specific DNA binding; DNA-binding transcription factor activity, RNA polymerase II-specific. The record is from RefSeq and is a predicted model, not a curated record. Gene Ontology annotation, cellular component: transcription regulator complex; PcG protein complex. The coding region runs from base 166 to 1314 and encodes 382 amino acids. The transcript has 6 exons.
CCCUUGAUUUACCUAUCUUUCGAGUUGGAAAGAGGAGAGGAAUCGAAUCGGGGCUCCAUUGGCAAAAAAAAAAAAAAAAAGUAUUAUAGGUGAAAGAUGGUCUAUCGUUUUCUUCCACGGAGACUGUAAACCCUAAUAAUCACCAAUUCCAAAACUCAACCUUCGAUGGAGCAGUAUCCUUAUCAAAACCCCUUCGAAAGACGCCCAAUCCUCAAAUCCAAGGCUCCUGCUGUUAAGUGGGUCAAGGAGUGGGUUCCACAAGAUAUUGUUGCUACAGGUGGAAAGUGUUUUCUUCGCAAAUGGGUCACAGAGGAAACGGUGAGGAGACUGAAAGAAACAGAGAAAGAGCCUACUACUGAUGUUCCAGACCCUGAGCCCGAACCCACUUCUGAGAUUUUAUUUCUCUGCAGUUACGAGGGUUGUGGAAAGAUGUUCUUUGAUGUUAGUGCCUUGCGGAAGCAUUCCCACAUCCAUGGUGAAAGGCAGUAUGUUUGUGAUUACCCUGGAUGCGACAAGAAAUUUCUGGAUAGUUCCAAGCUGAAGAGACACUGGCUCAUUCAUACUGGGGCUAGGGACUUUGUUUGCACUUAUGAAGGCUGUGGCAAGGCAUUCUCCUUGGAUUUUAACCUCAGAUCUCACAUGAAGACUCAUUCACAAGAAAACUAUCACAUAUGUCCCUACUCUGGGUGUGGAAAAAGAUAUGCUCAUGAAUACAAGCUUAAGAACCAUGUUGCUGCCUACCAUGAAAAGAAUGCUGCUGGAGAGACGCCUAAAUACAUGCCACCGGCAGAGAAAGUAUCAAGGACUCCCAAAACACCUGCAACGGUUUAUGGCUCAGCAUCUUCGGAACGGCCAUAUGCAUGCCCUUACGAAGGGUGUGAGAAGGCUUACAUACAUGAGUACAAGCUUAAACUCCACUUGAAGAGAGAGCAUCCAGGGCAUUUAACAGAAGAGAACGCAGAGAACCCCACACCCAACAAGCACGAGCUGGAAGAAGGCAGUGACCAAGAUUUUUACAGGAAGCACGCUAGCAACGGGAAAAGCCAGCCGCAUAAUAAACAACAGAGCAGAGCUAAGCCAAACAUGAGGACACCACCAGCCAAAGCUGGAAAGAAAGGCUCAACCUCUUCACCGGCCAAAGCAAGGAUGGUCAAAAAACCAUGGCAAGUAAAAGAAACGUAUGAAGGAGAAAGAGAAGAAGAGGAAGAAGAUAGUGAGGAGACGGAAGAAGAUAGAGAGAACGUGGAUGAUGGCUGGAGGUUUGGGGGAAACAAUGAAGAGGAUGACGAUGAAGAGACCGAGGAUGAAGACUAAGGUAUUACUUCGUCUGAAAGCCAUAGUUAUUUUUGCUUACUUUCCAUAUCUUUAUGCGAAGGUAAAGUUGAGUGAGUAGCUGUAUUUCUUCAUUCCUCUUUUUUCGUUUGCACCCCUUUGACAAUCUUCUAGUUUUAAUGCACUGUACAGUUACUGUGUUCUCAACAUUUUCAGGACGUUCAUUUCUCUCUGUUUUUUCUUGUUA